Molecule: messenger RNA, 4261 nt
Organism: Vicia villosa (hairy vetch)
Lineage: Eukaryota; Viridiplantae; Streptophyta; Magnoliopsida; Fabales; Fabaceae
Exons: 9
Coding region: 1-4143 (1380 amino acids)
Source: RefSeq, a predicted model, not a curated record
AUGGUUAUUUCCGGGCAGCGGGAGGAGCUCGGGCCCGUUUUGUGGCCCGAGUUCCUCGGUGUGAACGACCCAUCACAACUUGAGAGUUCUGCCAAUAUGGCUCGAUAUGGAGAUGUAAAGCUUAGAGUUGCCGUUAAAGGAGGGAACUCUAAUAUUUAUAGUUCCAAGUCUAUUUGGUGGUCCGACAUUCUUUCGUUAGAAAAGAAUAUUCCGGAGAAUUUUAUUGGUGCUAAAAAAAUUUUCGGGUUGGGGAUGGACGUUUAUAUAGCCGGUAUGGAAGGUUGGAUUGACGGCGUUUGGCAUUGGAACAAUUUCGGCAUUCCAUUUUUGCUGGAUUCGGAGAUUGGGGCAGCAACUAUGUUGCGGCAUUUCCUGGGACAGCAGCACUGUCCGUUGCCUGGCCGUGAGGGUGCUGUUCCGGAGUGGACAGCGGACGAGUCGAAGCGCUUUACGGUCUCCUCUUGUUACAAAGUCCUUUUCUCUAGGUACGUCACUUUUGGUCCUUCAAAUCGCUUUGAUAUAGAAUUGGAAUCUAUAUGGAAGUGUGAUGUUCCGUUGAAAAUAAAUGCGUUCGGUUGGAGGUGUUUCUUAAAUAGAAUUCCUACAAAAGAUUUGCUUGCGAAUCGAGUCAAUGAUUUACACUUUUGUUACAUUUUGGGUUCUAUGAUUAUGAUUACCCUUUGUUGUCAUGUGCUGCGUGAUUUAUUAGUAAUGUCGAAGAACAUCAACAAUUUGAAGACCAUCACCGAUUCAAAAACAUCGCAGCAUCUUUCUCUGAAAAUGAAUCGAAGUUGGAUGUAUGAUAGAGUAAACUCCAAUAGGUAUGGUUUGAAAGAUGAUUUUGUUAGUGGAGUUGAAGAUUUUGUCAAUAAGGCCAUGAAUCGACCAGAAUUUUUAAAUGAUGGAGGGAUAAGAUGUCCUUGUGUAAAAUGCGCCUGCAUUCCCUUUAAGGCGCCUAGUGAGGUUAGACAUCAUUUGUACAAAGAUGGUUUUUUGCCCAACUAUUACACAUGGACUGAUCAUGGAGAAGAUAAUCAGAAUGUAGGCUUUGAUGUUCAUUCCAAUAGUGGCGGAAAUGCUGGUGGGGAUAAUCUGGAUGAUGAAGAACAAUUUGAUGCAAUGAAUGAAAUGGUCUAUGAUGCUAGUAGGCAAUUUGUUAAUGCCCCAAAUGUGAAUGCUAAUAUGGAAAAUGAAACGGUUGGUGAGGGCGAGGUACCAAAUGGAGAAGCUCAACGAUUUUAUGAUGUAUUGACCUCUGCAAACCAACCCCUUUAUGAGGGAGCUUCUGAAUCCAGACUAUCUAUUUCAGUUAAGUUGUUGGCUGCCAUGUCUAAUUGGCAUGUUCCUCAAAAGGCCUUGGAUUUUUUCACUCAAAUGCUUAUAGAUGUUUGUCCAACAAAUCAACGCUUACCUGAAAACCAUUACCAAGUGAAGAAGUUGGUGUCUAAGUUAGGAUUGGAGGUUGAGAAAAUUGAUUGUUGUGUGAAUGGAUGCUUAUUAUUUUAUAAAGAAGAUAGCACUUUAACUCAAUGUAGAGUUUGUGGGGCUGCUAGGUAUGUUCCUCGAAAGAGUGGAAUGGGAGACUACAAAGAUGUGGCUGUGAAGAGAAUGUUAUACUUUCCAAUCAUUCCUAGGUUACAACGACUUUAUGCUUCAAAGGAAUCUGCAUCUCAAAUGAGAUGGCAUCGCGAAAACACGAGCAAUCCAAAUGUUAUGCGUCACCCAUCUGAUGGAAAAGCAUGGAAACACUUUGAUGAAGUUUAUCCUGAUUAUGCUAGUGACCCAAGAAAUGUAAGAUUAGGUUUAUGUACUGAUGGGUUUACACCUUACAUUCAAGCCUCUAGUUCUCCGUAUUCAUGUUGGCCGAUAAUAGUCACACCGUAUAAUCUCCCUCCUGAAAUGUGCAUGACCAAACCAUACAUGUUUUUGACUUGUCUUGUACCUGGACCGUACAACCCAAAAGCUAAAAUAGAUGUUUACUUGCAACCUUUGAUUGAUGAUUUGUUGCGCUUGUGGAAAGAUGGCGUUGUGACAUAUGAUAUCUCUAUGAAGCAAAAUUUUGUCAUGAGAGCGCAUUUAAUGUGGACAAUCAAUGAUUUUCCAGCAUAUGGUAUGUUGUCUGGAUGGGGGACACAAGGUAGAUUAGCAUGCCCUUAUUGCAUGGAUAGUACAGAGGCUUUCACCUUAGACUAUGGGGGAAAACAAUCUUGGUUUGAUUGUCAUCGUCGGUUUUUACCAAUGGAUCAUCCGUUUAGAAAAAGUAAAAAGAGAUUUGCAAAAAACAAGAUUAAGAAAAAAAGACCACCUUACAUGUUUACCGGCCAUGAUCUCUGGGAAGUUGUCCGUGAUUUUCCAAAAGUGACAGAUAGUGAUUGGGCCACCAAAUUUCCAGGGUAUGGUAAACAACAUAAUUGGAUCAAAAGAAGUAUAUUUUGGGAUCUUCCAUAUUGGAAGGACAACUUGUUAAGGCACAACCUUGAUGUGAUGCACAUCGAGAAGAAUGUAUUUGAUAAUGUGUUUAACACCGUCAUGAAUGAUCCUGCAAAAACAAAGGACAAUGAAAAGGCAAGAUUGGAUUUACCUCUUAAUUGUUUACGUGGGGAUUUAGAGUUGCGUCCUCUACCUAAUGGAAAGAUGUCUAAGCCAAAGGCAAAAUUUUCGUUGACAGUCGAAGAGGCAAAGCUAGUCUGUAGAUGGAUUAAGGAACUAAAAAUGCCUGAUGGCUAUGCUUCGAAUCUUUCUAGGUGUGCCGAUGUCACCAAGGGUAGGAUGAAGGGGAUGAAAUCCCAUGACUGUCAUGUAUUCAUGGAGUGUUUGCUUCCAAUUGCUUUUCGUUCCUUGCCUAGUGAGAUAUGGAAGCCGCUAACUGAGUUAAGUCGAUUUUUUAAAGACUUGUGUUGUAAUACAUUGAAGUUGGAAGACCUUGUUAGGUUGGAGCAGAACAUUCCCAUCAUCAUAUGCAAGCUAGAAAGAAUUUUUCCACCAGGUUUCUUUGACUCGAUGGAACAUCUCCCAAUUCACCUGCCUAAUGAAGCAAUCCUUGGUGGUCCUGUACAAUAUCGUUGGAUGUAUCCAUUUGAAAGAUUGAUGGGAGACUACAAGCGUUCAGUGAAAAAUAAAGCCAGGGUUGAAGGUUCAAUAUGCACUGCCUACCUGCAUCGUGAAACUACUUAUUUUUGCUCUCACUAUUUCAAGACCGUUAGUUUGUUGCCAAGUACAAGUUCUAGAAACGAUCCUGGAUCAUAUCAUGAGAAUGUCCAACAAACACUUUCUGUUUUUAACAAAUGUGGUCGUCCUAGUGGAAAGCCUCGAGACUAUUGGGUGCUUGAUAAAGAAUGGGAAUCUGCUCACAUGCACGUCCUAAUCAAUUGUGAUGAGGUUAAACCGUACCUCGAAUUGUUCAUGCAAUAUCAUCGUAUCAAUGAGGAAGAUGCUUCUGGUCUUAUACACGAGCAAUUUCCUUCAUGGCUAAAGGAAUAUGUGAAUGAUGAGAGAAAUGGAACACCUAGUCCAUACGUGAAGGCAUUAGCAUUCGGUCCUAAUCCUAAGGCAACAUCAUGGCACAUCUACUUUGUUAAUGGGUACAAGUUUCACACUGAAGAAUGGAGUCAUGGUAAAAAGACUACUAAUUGUGGGGUACAUGUUAAAGGAAUUACAAAUGGAGGAGAAGAUGAUUUUUAUGGUAUCAUCCAACGUAUCCUUCAAUUGGAAUACUAUGGCUUUAGCAACAAGAUUUCCCUAUUUUACUGUGCUUGGUUUGAUCCAACAAGUAAUAGUGGCACAAGAGUUAAUAAGGUGUACAAUAUUGUUGACAUUAAGAUGAAUAAGCGAUAUCGUCAAUAUGAUCCGUUCAUUCUUGCACAAGAAGCAAAACAAGUGUAUUAUGUCCCAUAUCCAGAUAUGUGUAGAAACAUGCGUGGAUGGUGUGCUGCAAUCACCACUAAACCAAGGGGUUAUGUGGAGAUAGAUAACACCAAUGAUGAAAUUCCUUAUCAAUCCGAUGAAAUGUCACCAGUUGUACCUAUUACAGAACUUGAACAAAUACGUGGUUUAGCCGAUGAAGGAUUAAUUGAUGUGGUCGAUCCAGUAGUAGUGACAAAUGAUCCAAUGAUUCAAGAUGGAGAGAACAAUGAUGUAGAUUAGUUGCAGUUUUAGUUUAUAAUAGGCCAUGGUAGAUUAGUUGUAGUUUUUGUUUUAUUAUUGUUGCAAUAUAUUGUGUUUUGAAGAUAUUGAUGCUUAGUUAUAAGUUAUAUAUUGUGUU